AUGGCCAACCCAGGCCUCACGACUGCGCAGGCAACGCAAGCAGCUGCACGCAAGCCGCGCGUUCGCUCUCCUGCAGCUCGGCGACUUGCCUCUGGAGCAGCAGCAGCAGCAGCAGCAGCAGCAGCAGCAGCAGCAGCAGUCGGAGGAGCAGGUGUGACUGAGGAUCAGCAGGACGACGACAUGAAUCACAAUGACGAUGACGAGAAUAUCAAUGAUGAUGAUGAUGUUGAUGAUGACGACGACGACGGCGAUGAUGAUCUCGGCGACGAAGAUGAUGAUGAUGAUGAUGAUGAUGAUACAGACGGCGACGAUGAUGGAGGAGCGGCUGCUGAGCUCGACUGGUCACCGUCCAAAGACCUCGGCCUCGCACCCACCGCGCGCAACCCGCGAUCCAACGUCACGUCAGCGUCAACGCUCGCAGCUUCCCAUCGAACGAAGGCAGAAGCAGCGGCAGGCCCAGGCGCAGGCGCAGGCACAGGGUCGUACGGUCGCUUCUCAAUCGCGUCCUCCUCUUCCUCAUCCACAGCCCGACCUGCACCGGGCGCUGGGCUUCUGACGAUGGGCGCCCGUCCGUCUCCUGCGCUGCAUGCAUUGCCAGCCAAUGUCGCCGCACUGGCUCCAGGGCUGCCGGAAGGCGCCGUCUUUGCAGAUUGGGUCGUUCCUGGCUUGGGUCCCGCUGCAGUGCUCUCGUCCACUGCUGCUGCUGCGGCGUCCGCUCGACCAUCCUCCAGUCGAUCGAAACGAAACAAUAACGCAGGCGCCUCGAGUUCUUCAUCGGUCUUGAAACAGCCCUCCCAGCUAAUUGGCGAGUUGCAACUGCCGCAGCAGCAGCAGCAGCAGCAGCAGCAGCAGCAGCAGCAGCAGCAGCAGCAGCAAGCAAGCUCUGAACCAGCCACCGACGACGUAGCUGAACUCAUUCCUUCAGCACUGAACAAACUGGCCGCCAUGCUGUCUGUUGACAAUGUCGUGCAGAGCACGAGACAGCAAAUCACCAACGUUCUAGUCACCAACCUACCUCCCGGCACGGAUUGCUCGGACGAGGACGGCGAAUAUGUGUCGGCAGAUGAGCAAUUUUCUGCUGCCACUUUGGCCCGCGGUCAGGUGCGCGAGUCGCUUCGAUCUGCACUCAUGCGAUCUGCCUUUGUCAACUCGGAGGAGAUUUGCGAGUUAAGCGACAGCAGCGAAGACGAGGCAACUGUGCUGCUUGGCGCUCCCACAAGCGUGUCACGUCCUCUCCCGAUGCAACUUGCUGUUGGUGGCCAAACAUUCCGCACUCGUCGGAUGCGCACUGUGGACGACGCUCUGCGUGCACUCCACCCGACAGCGUUCGACACCGAGUCUGACUCGGACAGCGCCGAAGAAGCAGCAGAAGACCUGCAACCGACAGCGGAAGAAUACCGUAUUAUGCUGCGGCUGCACAAGAUGCAAAAGCGCAUGUCGCGCAACGCUCUCCGAAACCCACGCUCGUACGCCCCCGUGCACCAGUACUCUAGUCUGUUUCUUCGCGGCUCGGCUGGCGCCAUCGACGACCCGCGUCUCUCCAACAAGCUCAAGUUGGAGCGCGACAUGCUCGACAGUGAAAUCCGCCACCGAGAGGAAGCGCAGCGUCGCAAGGAUGCAAUCGUCCGCCGCCAGCGCGACGCUGAAGAGCUCAAGCAACGCCGAGUGCAGGAGCAGGAGCAAAUUCGGCUUGCCAUUCAUCAGCGCGUUGCGAAUCGGUUUCAACGCGCUACUGUCGCCACAGCUGCCUCCACCGCGUCGUCGUCGACUGGACAGCACGAGCUACCUGCCUUUCUCGAAGGGUCUGACGACACUGAGCUCGUUACUCGGCGUCACAUUUGGAUGUCCAUCGCCUUAAAUCAGGUCGUCCCCGCCCAUGCCUUGCGCGCCAGUGCAGUGCAGGCGAGCCGCAGUCUUGCCCAAGCCACUGCGCGGAUGGUUACGAGUCGCAUGCAGCAAGAGAAUGCUCGGGCUCAGCGCCAGUUCAAAGAUUCCAAACUGCGCGCCCGCCGACUCAAUCGCGAGAUGUUUUCGUUUUGGAAGAAAAACGAGAAGGACGAACGCGAGUCUCGUCGGCGGGCUGAGCGCGAAGAGAUUGACAAGCGCAAGAUGGAGAUGGAAAUGCGCGAGCAAGAGCGCCAGAAGCGCAAGCUCAAUUUCCUGUUGACACAAACGGAGCUUUAUGCGCAUUUCAUGAGCAGAAAACUACAAACCAACUCGACGUCAGAAGAUGAGAUUCUCUCGAGAUUGAACGCGCCCACUGAUCUUGACUCGAAAAACCCAGAUGGAGAUGUCAAUGCUCUUCGAGCUCAGGCGCGGCAACACGCUGAAAAUGCCUAUCAAAGCUCUCGAACAGCGACCGAGCAAUUCGACACAGAGUCUCAGCGCCUGCGCCAAGAGGCUAGCGAAGACGACGAAUUGAGCUUGGCAAAUCCUCGCAUCGCGGAUUCGUCCCUGCUCUCAGCUCCUUCCAUCCUUGUGGGAACCCUCAAGUCGUACCAACUCAAGGGCAUGAGCUGGUUGGCAUCACUCUACGACCAAGGCAUCAAUGGCAUCCUUGCCGACGAAAUGGGCUUGGGCAAGACCAUUCAAACCAUUGCGCUCCUCGCUCAUAUUGCCGAGAAGCACAACACUUGGGGCCCGUUUUUGAUUGUCACUCCUGCGUCAACGUUGCACAAUUGGCAGCAAGAAAUUGAGAGGUUUGUACCCAGCUUCAAGGUGUUGCCUUACUGGGGUCACGCCAACGACCGCAAGGUCCUUCGAAAAUACUUUAACAACAAGCUCUUGUACACCAAAGACGCUGCGUUCCAUGUUCUCGUGACAAGCUAUCAAAUGAUUGUGUUUGAUGACAAGUACUUCCAGAGGGUCAAGUGGCAGUAUAUGGUUUUAGACGAAGCUCAGGCCAUCAAGAGUAGCGCCAGCGUGCGGUGGAACACCCUCCUCAAAUUCAACUGCCGCAAUCGGCUUUUGCUGACCGGCACUCCAAUUCAGAACAGCAUGACCGAGUUGUGGGCUUUGUUGCACUUCAUCAUGCCCUCCGUGUUUGACUCACACCAAGAGUUCUCAGAGUGGUUUGCCAAAGACAUUGAGAGCCAUGCCGAGAACAAAUCUGGCCUUGACAAAACUCAAUUGUCGCGAUUGCACAUGAUUCUCAAGCCGUUUAUGCUGCGUCGCGUGAAGAAGGACGUCGAGAAUGAGCUCGGUGAAAAGAUUGAGCUUCUUGUGCCGUGCUACUUGACUUCGCGUCAGCGACAACUCUAUCAGGGAUUGCAGUCCAGACUGACGGUCGACGAGCUGCUUUCCACCUCCGCGCCUGGCGGCUCGAGCUCAUCACAGCGUGCCCCCGAUCAACAACAUCUAAUGAACAUGAUUAUGCAGUUCAGAAAGGUUUGCAACCAUCCCGAGCUGUUUGAGCGUCGCCGUCCACGCUCCCCUUUCCAGUUCCAAGCGCCUUUGUUUUCGGUGUCGCAAGUGGAUGACGGCACGCCACGCACCUUCAAGUACGGCGAAGCGCCCGCCGUCGAUGUUGGCGACGUCAAUCGCAACGCAAUCUCCUUCUCCAUUCCAAAGCUCGUGUAUCGUGAAUCAUUGCUACUACCAUCCAACGAGCACUUGCGGACUUGUGCGCUCCGAUUCAACAUUUUCCAUCCGACCAAUGUGCAUGCGUGCAUGCUUGGUGUCAAUGACCAACGAAUCGACCGUGACGUGCACAACAAGCCCACGAGUCCACGACGCUGGGUGCGCACGCACUCGACAUCUCGAUCGGGAUUCUCUUUUGUGCGUUUGAUGCGCGUGUCGCAUUCAGACCUGCUGAUCGGACUGGGCCCUGCGGAGGUGUUCUUGUGCGAUGCGCUUCGCCAGCAAUCUCGACGUGAAGUCUACGACCCCGAAGUUACUUUUUCCAACAGCAUUGAGCUCGUACCAGUCGCAACACGGCUCCUGCAUUGCCGCGGUGAUCAAGCCGCACAGCUGCAGCUUCCCCUUCUUGUGUUCUCAACAGAGUACAAGAACUUGCUCUCCAUGGGGCAUUUCGGAUCGGAUUUGCAGUUCUGGAUGGCUCCGGCUGUGGCACGUCCUGUCGAGUUUUUGUGCUCGGACGCGUCCUUUGUGCGCGAUCGCAACGAGAUCUUGCGUUCUCCGGGCGUGCAUCGCCUCCUUUUCGGACCCACUGGCGUUCGUUCAAUGAAUGAAGCUCGCAAUCGACUCGACCCAAGCGGACCAGUUCUGAUUGGCCUGCCUCGUCUGCCCGUGGAACGAAAUUUCGCCAGCCGUCCACUUGUGGAUGGGGGCAUGAUUGACCGCUGCUUGUUCCAGCUCCGGGAUCCUGUAUCGUCCGAGUUGCAACUUGCUCGCUUGGGUUUGGUUAACAACUCGGUUCCCAGACCGGUGUUUUCGCACGUGUCCAUUCCAGACCGAAGCCGCCUCAUUACCGACUCGAUCAAGAUGGUCGUGCUGGACAAGUUGCUGACCAAGCUCAAGGCAGAGGGCCACCGCGUCCUCAUCUACUCACAAAUGACCAAGAUGAUUGAUCUUCUCGAAGAGUUUAUGAACUUUCGGUUGCAUCGCUAUGUGCGCCUGGAUGGCCAGACGACGAUUGAGACGCGCAACAACAUGGUGUCGAACUUUCAGACGCGCAGCGACAUUUUCGUCUUCCUGUUGUCGACACGCGCCGGCGGCGUUGGUAUCAAUCUGACCGCCGCCGACACUGUCAUUUUCUACGACAGCGACUGGAACCCAACUGUUGAUCAGCAGGCCAUGGACCGCUCGCAUCGGUUGGGCCAAACUCGCCAAGUCACUGUCUACCGGCUGAUUGCCAAAGGCACAGUCGAGGAGCGCAUUCUUGCCCGAGCGAGGCAGAAGAGCGAGAUUCAUAAAAUGGUCAUCGCUGGCGGACACUUCCGGUCUGAGCCGAAAGCCAACGAUGUCGUUUCAAUUCUUUUGGGCGACGAACAAGACAACCAACAGCUGGUCACUGACGCGGUGGAGGGCGAUUUGCUCGAAGGUGCGAUUCAGCUCGAUGCUUUGCCGGAGGCGCCAGACACGUCGGCCGAAUCGCUGGCUGCCAUGAACGGAGCUUGGAACGACGAGGGUGCUGCCGAGGGGUUGGAGCAGCUUGCCAAUCCUUCGAAAAAGACACGGCGUCCUCGCAAACCACGCGCACCAGCUGGCGCGGCGGGCGCACCGCGGUCUCGGCAGAAACGUCGCCACAAGGAUGACGAUGGAUCUGGGGAAGAGGUUGUUCUGCAGCCGUCGAAACGCAGUCGCCGUGCUGGUCCUUCCGCUGCGUCGUCCAACAGCGCUUCCAUCAUUCCGCCACUCACCAUGCAAGGCGAUGUCUUGGACGACAAUGACGAUGUUGACAUUACCGGCUUUUAAAGUAUCAAGCGUUUUUUUUCUUUUUGUUGUAAUCGUCCAUGCCUGUAACAUUAGGAUUCAAUUUUUAUUUCAC
Molecule: messenger RNA, 5449 nt
Organism: Capsaspora owczarzaki ATCC 30864
Lineage: Eukaryota; Filasterea; Ministeriida; Capsasporidae
Product: DNA helicase
Exons: 18
Coding region: 1-5376 (1791 amino acids)
Biological process (GO): DNA repair
Cellular component (GO): Ino80 complex
Molecular function (GO): ATP hydrolysis activity; ATP-dependent chromatin remodeler activity; DNA binding
Source: RefSeq, a predicted model, not a curated record